Molecule: messenger RNA, 1000 nt
Organism: Arabidopsis arenosa
Lineage: Eukaryota; Viridiplantae; Streptophyta; Magnoliopsida; Brassicales; Brassicaceae
Source: the annotation of a GenBank genome assembly
CUCUCUCUCGAUCGAUACAAGAGAGAUGGAGAGAGAAGAAGGAGAAACAACAAUGAUCGGCGUUGCUCCGGCGAGAUCAGCGGCUCCGAUAUAUUCUCUGAGCUUUUGGGAGGUCACGGCAGCUUCCGGCGUCGUUUUAGGGUUUCUUUUGGGACUUGUUUGCGUUUAUCUCACAAUGCCUCAAUCUGAUUACAGUUUCCUCAAGUUACCUCGUAAUCUCGAAGAUCUUCAGAUUCUUAGAGAUAAUCUUGAGAUAUACACAAGUGAUUACACAGUUCAAGUUCUUGUUGGAUAUUGUCUGGUCUACGUUUUUAUGCAGACGUUUAUGAUUCCUGGAACUGUGUUCAUGUCUUUGCUUGCUGGUGCUCUCUUUGGAGUUGUCAAAGGAAUGGCUCUUGUUGUAUCCACUGCAACAGCUGGUGCUUCCUCUUGUUAUUUUCUCUCGAAGCUCAUCGGUAGACCUUUACUCUUCUCGCUUUGGCCCGACAAGCUUGUAUUCUUCCAAGAUCAGGUUGCGAGAAGAAAAGAUCGGUUGCUGAAUUAUAUGCUGUUCUUGAGACUAACACCAACAUUGCCUAACACUUUCAUUAAUGUUGCUUCUCCAAUUGUUGAUGUUCCUUACCAUAUCUUCUUCCUCGCUACAUUCAUCGGUCUGAUUCCUGCUGCAUUUGUCACUGUCCGGGCUGGGCUUGCUCUUGGAGAGCUAAAAUCAUUGGGAGAUCUCUAUGACUUCAGCUCCAUGGCGACUCUGUGUCUCAUCGGUGUGCUUUCUGUGACUCCAACCCUAAUUAGCAAGAAAAAAGCCUAGAGGAAGAAGAUCAAUGGAGACAUAAGAUAAAGCCUUCGCUGCAUACGAUGAUGAUGAUGAAAAUUAGAGCAUUUCAAAAACCUCUUUAUGUACAUAUCAUUUAGAAUGUUAAGAAGUUAAGACCAAUCAUAAAACCCUGUUCUCUACAUGUUUUUUACUCGAAAUGUUCUUGAAUACAUCUCAUCUCAAACG